This is a messenger RNA of Aspergillus glaucus CBS 516.65, 647 nucleotides long. RefSeq lists its product as uncharacterized. NCBI's taxonomy places the organism in Eukaryota, Fungi, Ascomycota, Eurotiomycetes, Eurotiales, Aspergillaceae. The transcript has 3 exons. The record is from RefSeq and is a predicted model, not a curated record. The coding region runs from base 224 to 565 and encodes 113 amino acids.
ACGCUCAUCAGAGUCUAUUUCACAGUACUCAUUUUCUUAGCAUUUAGGGUUUGGGAAACAACGAAGAGUGCUAGAUUGUUAAAUCAGUUCGACUCCGACCGUACUUCGUAGUAUAUUUGCUGAUAAGGUCACCAUCCAUUCAUUGCCUCUUGAUCGUGUGAGGGUGUCGCAUAAGACCAUUCAUGAGAGAAAAAGACAGGGAAAAAAAAAGGUCACCGUCCUGAUGCUGAAUCAUUGGCAUAUCCUGGUUGGCUACAAGAGACCGCGAGAUGUAAGAGAGUAUGCCGGACAUGAAGGGUUCAGUGAGUCCGUUUAUGUUUUUCAGAGAAUCUGGAGCGACCGUGUCGUGACAAUGCGGAAAGCUUGGGAGCUCUUGUCACUAGUUGAUCAGAUACACCUCUGGGGUGUAACAUAUUUCCGAAGUUCCAUUAUCCAAUGUUUAAAACAGUGGCAUGAGUUUUCGAGGAUGUGUUAUGCCAAUGAUGUUAUGUUUCUGAUCAGAAUGCUCAAAACAGACAGGUUCAUGCAAGAUGGAAAAGAAGACUUGCCGCAUCUUUGGCCUUGAGAUACGCAAAUUUCAGCUUCUGCACCCGUCCUCUAUUGGAGAAGGACUGUGAGGUCACAUAUGUACCGAUCCCGGGUUGAUA